This is a messenger RNA of Candidula unifasciata, 1248 nucleotides long. The record is from the annotation of a GenBank genome assembly. NCBI's taxonomy places the organism in Eukaryota, Metazoa, Mollusca, Gastropoda, Stylommatophora, Geomitridae.
AUGACGCAAAUGAAAAAUGAGUUCGGUGUCUGGGACUACGUAGUGUUUGUGGCUAUGCUGGCCAUUUCAUCAGGCAUUGGGAUCUUCUUCGCCUUGAGAGGCGGCAAACAGAAAACACAAGGUGAGUAUCUGAUGGGAAACAGAAAUAUGCCAAUAAUACCUGUGGCCAUUUCCAUUUUGGUGUCUUUCAUGUCGGCCAUCUUGAUUCUGGGAACUCCUGCAGAGAUGUAUACUCAGGGAACAGAGUAUUACAUCUCUCUCAUUGGAAUGUUGCUGGGAAUCGCCAUAUCGGCUAUACUGUUUGUGCCUCUUCUGUAUCCCUUGAAGCUGACCAGUGUAUUCGAGUACUUGGAGAAACGUUUCCAGUCUCGCAGCACUAGACUGGUGGGAACCGCUUUGAUGAUCGUCAAUCAGAUUGUCUAUGUUGGGCUUGCAUCGUUUGCACCGUCUACAGCUUUCAAAGCGGUGACCGGAUUUCCGGUGUGGGCCACGAUUGUUAUCACCGGCGCUAUAGGAACAUUCUACACGUCAGUGGGAGGUAUGAAAGCUGUGAUAUGGACCGACGUGUUUCAGGCGUUUAUUAUGAUUGCUGGCGUGCUCUCCAUUGUGAUCCAGGGCACUAUCUCAGUUGGAGGAAUAUCACGUGUAUGGGAAGUGAACGAGAGAUGGGACAGGAUCAAGUUUUUCAACUUUGAUGUGAACCCAACUACUCGUCAUACAUUCUGGAAUUUAGUCAUUGGCUCGGCAAUGGGCUGGGUGGGAGCCUAUGGUAUUGGUCAAGCCAGCGUUCAGCGAUACAGCAGUCUGCCCUCACUAAGUAAAGCUAAAAUCUCUGUACUGCUGAAUAUGUUUGGCUUGAUCAUUCUGAUGACCUCAACCUGUGUGGCAGGCAUAGUCUUGUUCGCAUACUACGCUGCUAAAGAUUGUGACCCUUUAGGUUUAGACCUUGAUGUCAACCUUUACAACUCUAACCAGCUGGUCCCAUACUUCGUGAUGGAAACACUGCGCUAUCCCGGCGUGCCUGGCCUCUUUGUUGCCUGUCUGUUCUCUGGUGCCCUCAGUUCAGUGUCGUCGUCCCUGAGUGCCUUAUCAGCGAUCACAUGGGAGGAUAUCCUCAAACCUCACUUUGACAAAGGAUGGUCAGAAUAUAAGAAAACUGUUUGCACCAAGUUGUUAGUAAUUGGCUAUGGCUGUCUGGGCGUGGGAGUUGCAUUUGUUGCCGAACUGUUGGAAGGGACCGUUUUACAG